AUGACGGAGUCUAUCUAUUCUACGUACCCUCCGAAGUUGAGUGAGGCUCAAGAGCAGUUUUUGGUUUCAACAAUCAAAGACUGGACGAUCCAGCAUGGUCUAACCGUCAGGCCUGCAGCAACUUUUGUCUCCCAGGAGGCUGUCUCGAAGGGAGUAUUGGCAACCAAUGCGCCGGUCACACUGUUUCCGAGUCCGUUCCCAAAGGCAUGCUUCGAAGAAGCAAGAGCAGUACAAAAAGUGUAUAAUGAGUUAUAUGCGCGGAUCACAAGUGAUAAUAAGUGGCUAGGGGAGGUCAUUGAAGAGCUUAUCGACGUUGACGACUUUGUGGCUGGACUUUGGAAGGUUCACCAGACUGUAUCGCAAGAAGGAUAUGUGCAAGACUUGUCUGUUGGUCUCUUCCGGUCCGACUAUAUGGUGCAUACUCUGGACGCGGAGACCGCAUCGUUGAAGCAAGUAGAAUUCAACACAAUCUCUUCCUCAUUUGGCGGACUCUCUUGUCGUGUAGCGGCCCUGCAUACAGAAUUGUUGCAAUCACCACCCGGCCACUCGUUGAGCUAUCCAUCACACCCGUUACUUGAUGGACGAGUUCCACCAGAAAAUGCAGCUGUCGAGACUCUCAGUGCAGGGCUAGCUGCUGCGCAUGAAGCAUAUGGACCGUCUAAAUCGUCACCGGCGCUACCUCUCGGCAUUCUAUUUGUUGUCCAAGAAGGCGAACGCAAUAUAUUUGAUCAAUUAGCACUCUCUACACGACUGGCACAAUUUCACAAGAUUCCCGUGUUUCGACUAGUGACGAGCGAGAUUUUGGACCGAACAUCUAUACCAGAAGGCAAUUCAUCGAGACCCUUGAUAUAUACACCACCUCAUGCGCAGGGUAGUCCUUUUGAAAUAACGACUGUCUACUUGAGAAGCUUCUACGCACCUACCGACUACAAAACCGACAGGGACUGGAGUGCUCGACUUCAACUGGAACGCUCUGCCGCAAUCAAGUGCCCUACCGUCCUCAAUCAGCUGUCUGGCUGCAAAAAGAUUCAGCAAGUUCUUGCGGACCCGAAUAAGCCAGAGUAUCUUACAAGAUUCAUACCAACAGCGGACUCAGAAGGGACUCAAGAGAAACUUCGCAAGACAUUCGCUCCGCAAUACGAUCUCUCGCCCAACGGACGCGGUAGAGAGCUUGCACUGAACCCCGAGACAGCAGCGCGCCACGUUCUCAAACCACAAAGAGAAGGCGGUGGUAAUAAUAUAUACAAAGAAGCCAUUCCAGAGUUUCUCAAAUCGAUACCGGAAAGCGACUGGAAAGGGUAUGUAUUAAUGGAAUUGAUUCAGCCACCAUCAGACGCGAGUAAUGUGGUACUCCGCAGCGAUGGGGAGGUUGUCCGUGGGAAUGUCGUUGGGGAGCUAGGGAUCUUUGGCACUAUUCUAUGGAAGUCGAAUGGUGAGGUUCUACAUAAUGAAGAGGGUGGAUGGUUGAUGCGAACAAAGGGCAAGGAGAGUAAUGAGGGCGGAGUUGCAGCUGGGUUUUCAUCGUUGGAUAGCAUCAUUCUGUAUUAG
Molecule: messenger RNA, 1548 nt
Organism: Talaromyces marneffei
Lineage: Eukaryota; Fungi; Ascomycota; Eurotiomycetes; Eurotiales; Trichocomaceae
Exons: 2
Coding region: 1-1548 (515 amino acids)
Biological process (GO): glutathione biosynthetic process
Cellular component (GO): cytosol
Molecular function (GO): ATP binding; glutathione synthase activity; glutathione binding
Source: RefSeq, a predicted model, not a curated record